Messenger RNA from Sporothrix brasiliensis 5110, 1644 nucleotides. Its product is annotated as MFS transporter, SP family, general alpha glucoside:H+ symporter. The transcript has a single exon. Lineage: Eukaryota; Fungi; Ascomycota; Sordariomycetes; Ophiostomatales; Ophiostomataceae. Gene Ontology annotation, molecular function: carbohydrate:proton symporter activity. The coding region runs from base 1 to 1644 and encodes 547 amino acids. The record is from RefSeq and is a predicted model, not a curated record. Gene Ontology annotation, cellular component: membrane. Gene Ontology annotation, biological process: carbohydrate transport; transmembrane transport.
AUGAGCGAGAAAGUGGCCGACAACGCGGCCCCGGCCUCGCCCGGCCGCAUCGCCGACGGCCUUCACGAUGUCGAAAAGCCCGACGCCGUGCACACCGACGUCGUCCUCGAUAACGUCGUCCUCAUGAACGACGCCUUUGACGGCGAGAACUACGAGCACGGCCAGACCCUCUGGCAGUCCGUCAAGCAGCACCCCUGGGCCUGCUUCUGGGCGUUUGUCAUGACCUUUACGAUUGUCAUGGAGUCCUUCGACAUGUUCCUCAACAGCAACUUUGUCGCCCUCGCGCAUUUCCAGCGCACCUUUGGCGUCGUCAUUGGCAAGGACGCCGACGGAAACAUUGCGUACUCCAUUCCCACCCGCUGGCAGAGUGCCCUGUUCCAGUCCGGCCAGUGCGGCGCCUUUGUCGGCGUCUUCCUUGCUGGGCCCAUCACCAACCGCCUGGGCUACCGCUGGACGACCAUCCUGGCGCUGGUGAUGAUGAACGCCACCAUUUUCAUCAGCUUCUUUGCCAAUUCCCUGACCGUCCUGACCAUUGGCCAGGCCUUUGAGGGCGUGCCGUGGGGACUGUUCAUCGCCAACUCGCCGGCCUAUGCGUCCGAGAUCGUGCCCAUGGCCCUGCGCGGCGCCUGCACGGCCACGCUCCAGAUGGCCUGGUCCAUUGGCGGCAUCGUCGUGUCCGCCGCCACGCUGGCCUACAACAAACGCAACGACGAGUGGGCAUGGCGCGUGCCCCUGGCCCUGCAGUGGAUCUUCCCGACCCCGCUGCUGAUUCUCGUCUUCCUGGCCCCUGAGUCGCCCUGGUGGCUGAUCCGCCACGGCAAGCGCGACAGGGCCCUCAAGUCCAUCAAGCGCCUAGGGGCCCGCGACGACGAGCACGCCCAGCAGUCGCUUGCCAUGAUUGAGCGAACCGUCGAGAUCGAGCACAAACUGGGCGGCACGCCGUCGCUGCUGGACCUGUUCCGCGGCACCGACCUCCGGCGGACCACAAUCACAUGCCUCAUGUACGCCUCGCAAAACGUGGCCGGCAACCUUAUUGCCAACCAGGCCACCUUCUUCUUUGAGCAGGCCGGCAUCUCCUCGGACCGCUCCUUUCAGCUCAAUCUCAUCAACUCGUGCCUCGGCGUCGUCGCCAACGCCCUGUCCUGGCUGCUGACGGGCUGGUUCACCCGCCGCUCCAUCUACCUCUGGGGCACCGCCACCAACGUCACCUUGCUGUUUGUCCUGGGCAUCGUCGCGUCCCUCCACCAAAACUCCGCCACCAACUACACCCAGGCCAUCCUGGGCAUCUUGAUUUCGUUUGUCUUUGCCGGCACCAUGGGCCCCAUCUCCUACACCAUCAUCAGCGAGACGUCGUCGGUCCGCCUGCGCGCCCUGUCGACCGGUGUCGGCCGCGCCGCCUACUACGUCGCCGAGAUCCCCCUCAUCUACCUCAACUCGCAGCUCCUGAAUGCGACCGGCUGGAAUGUCGCCGGCAAGUGCGGCUACGUCUGGGGCAGCACGGCCGCCAUCAGCUGGAUCGUGGCCUACUUUUUCCUGCCCGAGAUGAAGCACCGCUCCUACCGCGAGAUUGACAUUCUGUUCAACCGCAAGGUGCCGGCGCGCCAGUUUAGCAAAACGGUCAUUGACGUGGCGGAGAAUGAGUAG